Guillardia theta CCMP2712 is the source of this 1020-nucleotide messenger RNA. RefSeq lists its product as hypothetical. The record is from RefSeq and is a predicted model, not a curated record. The transcript has 11 exons. Lineage: Eukaryota; Cryptophyceae; Pyrenomonadales; Geminigeraceae. The coding region runs from base 28 to 888 and encodes 286 amino acids.
GCGUCACAUGCACGCCGAACUUUCGUGAUGCUGGCGAUGGUGGCGGGAGCGAACGCUUUCCUGCCCUCGACUUCUUCGCCUCUUGUCUCUCUCCGAGAUGCGAAGUCUCUUUGCAGAGUCAAUGGAGUGCAUAAGAUGGCUCUUGCCAGCCGCCUGCGCAUGAGCGACUCGGACCUUCCCUUGACUGACGCCGGGCGCCGUGAGCUCCGUGACUUAGAGGGCCAGUGGAAGAAUGUCUGCGUGCUCGGAGGAAGCCGUGGCGUUGGGCGGGAGAUUAUUUCGGAGUUGUCGUCAAUGGGUGUCAACGUGGUUGCUCUCGUGAGGAAGGAAGAGAGCAAGAAGGAACUUGAGGCUCUUGCUGGUGUCAAAGCGGUCGUCGGAGACGCCAAGGAGGCUUCGGACGUUAUCUCAGUUCUUGACGGAUGCGAUGCUUGCAUUAGCACCCUUGGUGGUGAGACUGACGGAGUGAGGAUCGAUUACAAGGGGAACAUGAACAUGAUCGAGAACGCUGGGAUCCUCGGAGUCACCCGCAUGGUGCUGGUCACCAGCAUCGGGUCGGGUGACAGCAAGGGCGCCAUUUCCAACGAGGUGUACGAGGCCCUGAAGAAUGCACUGGUCGACAAGACCAAGGCGGAGAACUUGUUGCUCAAGUACUACACCAACACGGACUACACCAUCAUCAGGCCAGGCGGACUCAUCACUGCUCCCUCCACAGGCAAGGCCAUCGUGACGGAGGAUAAGAUGGCGGCGGGAGCGAUUCACAGAUCGGAUGUUGCAAGACUUUGCGUCAAGGCAUUGUACUCCAAGAAGUGCUCGAAGAUGGUGCUGUCUGCGGUCGACCCCUCACUCUCCAACCCACCUGCCUCCUACAAGCCCUUCGAGUUGUGAGUGGCCAACUUCAGAGGCAUGCGAGCUUGGCGGUUUUGUCAUAGGGGUAAAGGCGAGCAACCAGAGGCUGUAAGUUUCUGACAAGAGUUUUGUUUUCAACCAAAGGAAUUCAUUAAAAUAUUCACAUCUAUC